Molecule: messenger RNA, 1617 nt
Organism: Cyclocybe aegerita
Lineage: Eukaryota; Fungi; Basidiomycota; Agaricomycetes; Agaricales; Hemipholiotaceae
Source: the annotation of a GenBank genome assembly
AUGAGUCGGUACGCCAACGGCUACGGUGUCGCUGCUGCCAACACCACCAACACCACCAACGGCAAAGCUGCCAACGGAUUCGCCAAGUCAGAACGACACGACGAGCGGGCCUCACAGUCAGGGUCGGAGGACGGGAGUACGGGCUCUACAGUGACCAGCACAAAAUCGACGCAGACAUCGACGGUGCGCCUAUACCUUCUUGCGACGACGCGAUCGAGCGUCACGCUAAUUAGCUUCACAGAAGAGUCCAGUGCGCUCAUCUCGCAGACACUCAACGCAGACGGCACACCGAAGCGUCCAAUGAACGCCUUCAUGAUAUUCGCGCGACGCAGACGACCGCAGGUCUCAGCAGAAAACCAGGCGAUGCGGACGGGGGAGAUCAGCAAGAUCCUGAGCAAGGAGUGGGUGUCGAUGCCUCCGUCCGAGAAACAAUUUUACCUCGAGCAAGCCAAGCAGCUGAAGGAGACGUUCAAUUCAAAGUACCCUGACUAUGUCUACCGAAGGCGACCGAACAACUCGCGCAAGCGUAGACGCUCAGAUGCAGCCGCGUCCGCGCGGACCGCCGAGCAGGGGGCCCUAGCAGACGGACAGCACCCCGACGACAUGGCCGGGUUCGAGCUCGACGGCUCGCCCACAGACGGCGGCGACGACCACCUCGACGGCACCCUCCCCCCCAGCGCGUACCAGCACCCGCACCCGCGCGACCACCAUCUGUCACAGCACGCGCUCGUCGACCACAGCAAGUAUGGACUCGCGGGCGGUGGCGGCGGCGGCGGGCACACGCACACUCGCGGUCCGCACCCGUACCCACCGCCCCCCGACCCGCCGUUCCGCACCACGAACGGACACCACGCGGACGCCCGCCUUUCCUACUCUGCAUCCGGCGCGUCUGACCGCAUGACCCAGCCGAUGGGUAACUCCCCGCGCAUGGGCCCCAGUGGUGGCAGCGGUGGCAGCGUGCACUACUCGCCCUACGGCGCACAGUCGUCGUCGUCGCCGUUUGGGACGGGCGGGAGCGACCUGCUUGGUUCGACGCACCAGGGGUGGCAGCCGCGCACGGAGCGGAUAGGCAGUGGGUCGAGCUGGCUCGGUGGCAGCCCUGAAGCGACGCGCCUGCCUGCGCCGAUAAGUGGGCCCAAGGUGAACGGGUACUCCUCAACAGCCGCAUCCUGGCCAGAGACCGCCAACGGAGGCGGCGCCGGGAACCCCUCCUCGUCCCCAGCCAACUUCUUCCCCACGCUGAACACGCCCUUCUACCCCGGCCAGCCGCCGCACCACCCGCAGUUCCAGUCCAACACGGCAGCGGCGCCGUCGCCCGCGACGACGAUCCCCCCGUUGUCAUCGCCCCCGUCGCACUUUGAGGGACUCGGCGGGAUACCCUCGAACCCGCUGUCCCGGGAGUUUGGCUCGUCGAGAUCGUACGCGUCGUCGUCGUCGAACAACAACGUGACAGGCGCGCCGCACCCGUUCUCACUCCCGUCGACACGAGAUUCGUUUUCGUUUACCCAGCGGAGCCUGCCCCCGGUGCAGACUGGCGGGUACUCACACUCCCAGCCGUCUUCUUCGUCCUCCGGGUCGGGCCAUGGACACGCGCCGCCAGUGUUUUGGAGAGAUUGA